Dufourea novaeangliae is the source of this 1529-nucleotide messenger RNA. RefSeq names its product lipase 3-like. Gene Ontology annotation, molecular function: hydrolase activity, acting on ester bonds. The coding region runs from base 330 to 1529 and encodes 399 amino acids. NCBI's taxonomy places the organism in Eukaryota, Metazoa, Arthropoda, Insecta, Hymenoptera, Halictidae. The transcript is spliced from 6 exons. The record is from RefSeq and is a predicted model, not a curated record.
CUUUGACAUUCGACAGCAUUCGUUCGACAGUGUUCGACAGUAUUGCGCGGUGCGCUUUAGGAUUGUGUCAAGAGGUUUGUUCGUGCGAGUUAUAUUUCGAAGAAUUGAACGGCGCGAAAUCAUUUCGAUGUUUCUCGAUCUUUCGACGCUCAUAUAAUACCCCCCCGUCAAAUCUUGACAAAUUAUUUAUUUCUUGUUUAAUCAAUACUUGAAAAAAACGACGUCAAAGAUAUAAGAAAAUAGCAGGAGGAAAAGGAGUAAUUGCUGGUGAAAGUUAGACGAUAUUUCUCAGUCACAGAAAUCAGUUUCUUUCGUCAUUUGCUCAUAUAAUGAGCGCAGUAACCAAUCAGGAUGAGAUUCAUAUGACAACACCUGAACUUAUUCAUGCUCAUGGUUAUACAGCAGAGACACAUUAUAUUUGGACUGAAGAUGGAUAUUGUUUAGAUGUACAUCGAGUUCUUACUCCAAAAACAUGCGAUCAUUCAUGUGAUCUUAGUGAGAAUGAAGUAAAUAAGCCAAAUGAUAGGACAACAAAGGAGGCUCGUAUACCAAUCCUUGUUCAUCAUGGACUAUUGUCAAGUUCAGCUGAUUGGGUACUGCUGGGUCCAAAGAAAGCUUUAGCAUAUAUUUUAUAUGACAAUGGAUAUGAUGUCUGGUUGGGAAACGCAAGGGGUAAUACAUAUGCUAAAAAGCAUAAGAAAUAUACAACCAAAGACAAAGAAUUUUGGGAUUUCAGCUGGCACGAAGUUGGUUAUUAUGACUUACCAGCAACAAUAGAUUACAUUUUAGACCACACAGGAUAUAAAGAGCUCUACUAUGUAGGCUACAGUCAAGGUACAACUGCAUUCUAUGUAAUGGCUAGCGAAAAAUCUGAAUAUACUCACAAGAUUAAAGGAAUGAUUAGUAUGGCACCAAUAGCAUUUCUUUCAAAUCAGAGGAGUCCGUUACUCAAACUUAUUGUUCAUUUUUAUGGACUAAUGGAGUGGGGAUCUUCUUAUUGCAAUGUACAUCAGUGGUUCCCCCGCAAUAGGUUACAGGCGCGGGCUUUGGGUACAAUAAUGCGAAAUGCUCCAGGUAGCCUUACUAAAGGUUUCUGUGUAUGUUGGUUUUACUUGAUCGCCGGUUUCGGUAGUGAUCAGUUAGACAAAUCUAUGCUGCCAUUAAUCUUGGCACAUUUUCCAGCGGGUGCUUCAGCGAAACAGAUCAUUCAUUACAGUCAAAGUAUAUUAUCAGGAUCAUUUCGUAAAUUUGAUUACGGUGCGACUGAGAACCUAAAAAUUUACGGAUCAACACAACCGCCAAAAUACGACCUUGAGAAAGCAAAAACACCAGUUGUAAUAUUUUAUAGCGAGAACGAUUUUCUAACCGACCCUGCAGAUGUAAAAAAACUUGUUGAUAGACUGCCAAAUGUUAUAGAGACACGAAAAAUUGAAUAUUCAAAAUUUAAUCAUAUUGAUUACUUGUGGGGUAGAGAUGCUAAAACGCUUCUUUACAAUACUGUUGUAACAGUAUUAAAAAAGUUCAGAUAA